Messenger RNA from Chiloscyllium plagiosum (whitespotted bambooshark), 2626 nucleotides. It is a transcript of the gene cunh1orf198, whose product is annotated as chromosome unknown C1orf198 homolog. The record is from RefSeq and is a predicted model, not a curated record. Lineage: Eukaryota; Metazoa; Chordata; Chondrichthyes; Orectolobiformes; Hemiscylliidae.
GAUGAGUGACAGUUGUGGCCACUGACGGUAGGUCGUAUUGGUUAGUGCUGGCCAAUCAGUGAACGCUAGGGCGGCGUGCGCUGUCAGGAGUCCUGUCGCUUGCAUUCGCAUCCAUGGCGUCGGCGGCGAUGGUAAUGAGCUGUGAGAUGGGUGAGCCGAUUGUCGCCGGUGGCACCGUUAACGCCACGGUCACUGGUCUUGAGCAGAAGAAGUUCGAAUACUUCUCCUCUAUCAGCCCCAUGGCCCGACGAAUCAUGCUGGAGAGGCAGAAAAUCCGCGAGAAGUACGGGCCGCGUUGGGACAGGUUGGAGCCCAGAGAGCAGGAGGAGAUCAUCGACAACUGGAUGGUGGAUCCCCAGAUCCGCAGCCGGUACAAUUUGCACCGCAGCCAGAGAGAGGAGACGGUCUGCUAUCCCAGGCUGCAGCUCCAAACCGGCCAGAAAGUUGUGCAUUUUGGAGAGGAGGAUAUUACAUGGCAAGAUGAGCACUCCGCUCCGUUCUCUUGGGAAACUAAGAGUCAGAUGGAAUUCAAUUUUGCCUCCAUUGCUGCUUCUGAACAAGGAGUUUCUAUACAAAGUGAACAACGGCAACCUGUCAAGACAUCCCAAGGAAAUCACCAACUUAAAACACCCCAAGUAGGGCUGCCAACCAAACCAUUGCAAAAUGGAAAGACACCAAGCAUAGAUGGUCUUACACAAGUCAGAAAAGAAGAGUCGUCCUCCUUCUGGAAACUGAGUAAUGAAAGAUCCAGGCUGGAGGGCGAACAGUCUGAUUAUCAGUAUGUAACCCCAAGUCAGAUUAAGUCAAUGGAGAAAGGGGAAAAGCCACUUGCUUCCUACUUAAGACAAGAAUCAUUAUCUAAGGAUAAAGAUGAAAAUAAAGCUGAGAAACCUAGGGUGAAGAAGCAGGAACGAAUAAUCAACACCAACGUCUCAUCAGUGUUUAUUGACUUGGAUAGGCCACGGACAAACCAGCCUUCAGUCAGUGUAUGUGAUGAUAUUUCCACUCAUGGCCAUACUGAGAAAUCUCCAGAUAAAAAGACUGUUUCAAAGGAAUCUGUAGAUGAAGAGCGAGAUGACUCCUGUGCGUCUGAUGCACCAUUGUUCUCACAGAUUAAUACAAGUAGUUCUAUUCUAAAGACUGGAUUUGAUUUCCUGGAUAACUGGUAAUUGCUUCUACUUCCAUCACAACUUCUCUCAAGCCAAACAAACCCUACCAUUUUGGCUCAUGAUUAUGAAAGUGAUACUUCCAUUUUAAAUUCGGUAGUUGAAGUGGAUGGAAAUGAAAAUACUGCUCCGAGCCCUCAACAGUCAACCAUUUAAAAUAACAGAUUUGUACAUUGUUGCACUUAGGAGUAUGUAUGAAAUGUGUGCAUUUGCUUAUGUAUAAAAUAAUCAUUCAAUGCAUGCGACACACUAGAAUUGCUCAUCUUUUAAAAAUGCUUCAUCAUGAAAUUCAAAUGUACAUUGACCCAGGAUUCCCACUAGGAACCAUUUUUUUAUGGACCCCUUCUGGAAAUUAUAUCACAAGAACAUGUGGUGAGGAUGGGUUGUCUUAAUCAACAUUUGAAGACCAACAACUUUAAUUGUCAGAAGGAAAUUAAACAUAUGAUUGUCGACUCCAAUAUGCAAGCCCAGAAGCUAAAGCAAGUAUGUAGCAGUACCAAGUUUUCUUCCAAAGGUUGUUCCAGAUAAGUUUUUAAUACUUCAACUAUUAAGUGUACAUGUAUACCUUAUAAAUGAAAAAAAAAUCCAAAUAACCCUUUAAGGAUUCCAAAGUAUGUAUAUUUAUGUAUCCAUGGUGCUUAGAAGUGAAUUAGUGGCAAGAUUCCUACACAAGGAAUGACUACCAAAGGUAGGCAAUAACUACAUUUGUGAAAUUUGCUAUAGAAAAGUAGUAACAUAGCCCUACUUUUAAUUACAUAUUUUACAAAGGUAAUCUUGGCUCAUUCAGCUGAAUGCCAUAAAUUGUUCUGUUAUUCAAUGUUAAUUGGAUAUUAAUUCAUUCAAGUUGAAAAUUGAUUCAAAUGGAGCCAUUGUUUAAAUGCCCAUAUUGAUAAAGUAACAUUUGAUUUUUUUCUGAAAUUAAUACAUAAGUAUGCUAAAUGCAUUUAUAGAGGAACCUCUUAUCAGGGUCAUGGACAAGGAGUACUUUAUUCAGUUAAUCGAAUGCCUUAUAACAUCAUUUUAGCCAAGCAACAGGACCUUGUGAUCUUGCCGGAUAAUCCAGUAGUCAGAUUUAAGAUUCCUCUAGCAUGGAUAUACAAAGUAAAAUCCUUCAGAACAUCUUGCUCACUUUCUGCAUUUAUUUGCUAAACUUGUACAAUGCUGUAGUGCACAGCAAAGUUGGAAGCAGCCAGCCAUUUCCUUUUUGAGUAUAAUAACUAAUACCUAAUUAGAAGUAGUGAUUUAAAGAAUUUAAAAUAACAUUGGCUAUUGUGUAACUUUCCUACUUCAUCUGUAUGGUUUAUUAAUUGAGUUGUAAAAGCUGUAGACUAGAUAUGUCAUGUUAGUUGCUAUUCCUUUAAGCAUGUCUGUCCAAACAAAUGUGCCAGUUUAUAUUGUAAUUAUCAGCUGUCUUUACAAAAUGCAGUUUAGUAAAAAUGUAUGUUGCAGAUAAGUUGAAA